UUGUUGGUGACCUAGUACAAUGGAAAUGUCCGUACGAAUGUAUCAAUAAUAAUCAUACUAUAGGUCAAAAACUUGACUCGUUAGUUUCUAACUCAAAUAAAAUCUGUUAAAUUUGAGUGAAAUCGUAAUAACAUUUUUAUAAAUUUCAUAAUAGAUGAUUAUCGAAUAAUAAUUAAGUUUUAAAACUUUGUGCUUUAAACCUAUAGAUAAUUUGUUAAAACGUGAUUACUUCAGCAUAAUAGUUAUUGACUGUGUCAAUGAAAAGUUAACUAGAGUUUUUCAUUCCUUUUAGAAUAAAAAUAUGAGCUGACAUUUUUUACGGACAUCGUUCUUCACAUCCUAUUAUAGAAAAAAUGCAAUACCCAGAUUGUCGUCCCAUUAUUAUCAAGUAUCAAGUAAACUUGCUUUGAAGGGAGCAGUUAUUUAUUUUAAUAAGAAGUAUUCAAUACUAUUGAUUGGAUAUUGAAUAAGGUUGAAAAUGUUUGAGUCACCAAGAAGUCUGCAAGAAGUUUGUGUGGACUUUAUCUGCGAUAAUGUUUUAGCACUUUGUGAAGUUCAUUCAAGUAAUAUCGGAAGUACCAAUUUCAAUCAACUUUCAACAACCACCACAGAAGAAGGACGAUUAAUUUAUAAUGCUAAUGACGAUAAUGGUCUAUUAGUUACUGCAUCCUCAGCAGCAGCAUCUGUGAAUGAUAUUAAUUUUUGUUCUUUAACGAGACUUAAUUUUAAAGAUCCCGAAAUUUUUUUGCCAGCUCAAAUUUCCGAACAAUUAUUAGCUUCUCUUUGCGAGAAAAAAGCCUUGUCUGACCUGACUAUAACUCUUUUCGACUCAAAAACAACCAUAUUGAGGCACGUGAGACUCAAAGACGCUUCAAGUCUUUCUGUUAAAGGCUUAAAAGUUUUGAAACAGCAUAAAAUUAUAGAUUUAGAGGUAAAUGGACUUAAGGUCACGAUAAAUGAUUUAAUAGGAUGUCUUGGACAGUGGAGCUUAGACAAUCUUAGAUCUUUAAGUGUUGCAAAAGGAAGUUUCAUAGACUGUUCUAGAGUUUGUGUAUUUAUGGCAUUGAGCAAAUUACGAGCGCUUCACACUUUAAAUGUUUCCGGGACAGAAUUUAACAAACACGGGUUAGAAAUUAUUGUUGAGGAUUUGCCUUUAUUGGAGAGUCUUGAUAUUUCAUGUACACGUGUAGAUGAUAUAACACCAUUGAAAAAAUGUAAAAAUCGCUUAAAAAGUCUAGCUAUGUAUAAUCUUAAAAUAACCGGGUAUGGAAAUCUCAAAACUGUUCUCUCGGAACUCGACUUACUUAGAAAUCUUGAUAUUUCUGAUGAAAAAGAUUCACACACGUUUGAGAUGUUUGCUCCCAUCCGAUCAAAGAUAACGGACCUUCUUCGAGCAGUGCAUUGCAUGCCAUAUCUUUCUAGCCUAGAUAUUUCUGGAAAAGAUGAAAUUGAAGUAAAAGAUCUUAAAGAAUUUUUAAAAAAUCAUCCCCAUUUAGAAUUUUUAGGACUUGUACAUUCAGAUGCUUGUUACGAAGAUAGUCUAAUUAAUCCUGCCAAUAAAGAUUAUAGACCAGGAUUGAUUGUUAGUGGCAUGGCGACGGAAGCUCAAAUCUUAGAAGGCUUGCGAAGAUAUCCUCAUAGACCUAUUUAUGUACAAAAAUGUUUAUAUAAUUUAUUUCGAUUAACACCGCACUUUAAUGAACCACGAGUUGACGUGAUAAAACUCGUUAUACCAGGUAUGAGAGCUCAUCCAGAAGAGUUUCGUGUACAGAUGGCUGCAACAGCUUGCCUUUAUAAUUUAACUAAAGGGGAAUUAGCCACGAAAAUACAUCCGUUUGUUCUUAAGCAAAUUGUUGAUUUAACACUUACGGCUAUGGAAUCUUAUCCUAAUCAUUAUCAGUUGCAAAAAAAUACUCUAUUAACAUUAUGCAGUGAUCGGAUUUUACAAGAUGUUCCUUUUGAUAAGUACAGGUGCGCAAAAUUAGUAAUGAAUUGUCUUUCUGCAUUCGAUGACGCGUCUAUGAAUCGAAUGUCAGUAGCUAUUUGUUCAAUAUUAGCUGCUAAAAUUUCUACAGUAGAAACUUCAAUGCUUGGUUCUAAGCCUCAAUACAUGUCAAAACUUCUUUCGAUGGUAAGAUCAAAAAUCCAAUUACGAUCUGUUGAUAUCACUAUGAGAUUUACUUUGAGUGCAUUAUGGAAUCUGACGGAUGAAAGCGCUGCGACCUGUAAAGUUUUCCUUGAGGAAGGUGGAAUGGAGCUUUUUUUAGAGGUUCUUGAAUGUUUUCAAGGUGAAUCUAGUGUAGAAACAAAAGUUCUUGGGUUGCUCAAUAAUAUAGCUGAGGUAGGCCAUUUGAGACAACGAUUGAUGCAGUCACGCUUUAUAAGAAUGCUCUCAAUGCUCUUGGAUUCAGAGCACAUCGAUGUGUCUUACUUCGCAGCGGGUAUUGCUGCACAUUUAUUAAGUGACGGUCCAUGCGCUUUGAUGACAUGGACUGCUGAUCCAUCAUUACCAACAAGGGAACAGUUAUUAGAUCAAUUGGCCAAUGCAGUUACAAAUUGGCAAACACCGCAAGGAGAAAUGGUAGCUUAUCGGAGUUUCCAGCCAUUUUUUUCGCUUCUCAAACGUAAACAAGCUUAUCCAGUACAGCUUUGGGCUGUGUGGGCAAUCCAUCAUGUCUGCACUAAAAAUCCUAAACGAUAUUGCGAUAUGCUGGUUCAAGAAGGUGGAACAGUACUUUUAAAAUUAUUAGUACUAAAUGACAAAGAGAUUCAAUCGAAUGUAAGAGCAUUGUGUCGUUCGAUUCUAGAUACUAUUUCACUUUACCCAUGUUAACGACGUGUCAAUAUGUUGGAAAUACGACAAGCUAGUCAAUUUAACCAUUUGAGAGAAGAACGUUUACUAUUGAAAAUCUCCUAAAUAAAAUGAUUGAAAUGGUUCGCUCGUGAAUAUUAUUCUGUAAUUUAAUUUUUUAAAAUAGAGUUUAUAGUAACAUAUAUAUAAAUAUAUAUAUUUUAAGGUGGCGUAAAUAAACUGAUUAAUUUCUAUUUCUUUGUUAUCGUAUGAAAAUUUCUGAGUCCAUAAAUCAGCAUGUUUAAGUGAUUUUUAUAAGUCGCUGAAGAAUCUAAAAAAUUGUAAAAAAAAAUUUUAAAAGUGAGUGUGUACUUAUGUACGCGCGAUAGGAGUUAUACUUCUUUGGCGUGACUAGAAAAAAUUUUAUUACGCAUGCAAAUGAUAUAAAUAUGUAGAAAAAUGUUCAUACUUUCUAUUAAAAUUAGAGAAAAAGCAAACUCCAAAAAACGGCUGUCCAAUUUCAAAACACAGCAAGAAACGAAUUUUUUAAAAUCGAUUUUUUAGUAUUUUCAGUUCCAGUGAAGUUUUGUGAACAUGAUUCAAUUCAUAUUCGAAAAUUUUUAUCUUUUUCAGUUAUUGUGUUUUGAAAUCAGGCAGUCGAAAUGUUCAAGUAUUUUGGGGUAUAAGUUAUCGAAUAAAAUCGGCAACUUAUACUCCAAAAUACUUGAAUUUUUCUGGAAUUUUUUGUUUUUCUACAUGUAAAAGAAAGUAUGGAAAUUAAUUUUACGUAGCAGCAUACUGUUCUUGUUUGAUUUUGAAAAAUUCGUUUAAAACGAAAGUUAAAGAAACCAAUGUAUUUUUUGUUUCAAUUUUCAAUCGUUUUGGGGGACGCGUUAACGUUAUCGGAUUAGACUCAAAUUUAACAAAAAUGUUUUUUUCCAUAUAUAUGUAUAUAUUCACAAUAAAUCACUUAUAUAAAUGAAA
Messenger RNA from Microplitis mediator, 3775 nucleotides. RefSeq names its product protein zyg-11 homolog B-like. Gene Ontology annotation, cellular component: Cul2-RING ubiquitin ligase complex. Lineage: Eukaryota; Metazoa; Arthropoda; Insecta; Hymenoptera; Braconidae. Bases 479 to 2833 code for a protein of 784 amino acids. The transcript is spliced from 9 exons. The record is from RefSeq and is a predicted model, not a curated record.